AUGGAUGAAAAGGAUGAUAAGAGCAAUGUCGAGUUUGAGAAGAUUACCCCGUCCAUGGAGAAGUCAUGGCAUACUUCGCUAUACAAGGACCGUAACAUUGUGCCUGAAGCUGUGGACCAAGGCCUGGAUCCAACCUGCGUAUUCUGCAGUUUUACAAAAGGGGGUCAAAUGGAGAUCCAUCGCAUAUUCGCGGACAAGGGCAUUCCAUGCGACAUCUGUUUAUUCCCCAAGUCGAUGGUGGAAGACUAUCUUGCUAUGAAUGGAAUUAGUAUGACGUUGUUCUGUCAGAACAAGGACUCUCUGCACAGGUCCUUGACAGCUAGCUAUAUCUUUCGAGAGUAUGGUGUCGAAGCCACAAGCUCUGACUGGAAAGGCACUACUCGCCUUGCAAUGAAAAGCUGCACCUAUCUAGGCGACACGAUUGCAUUUGAUCAGGUCGUGGAAUUGCUUGAUAAGGGCAAGCCGGUGCUUGCUAUGAUGAUCAUGGGUCCUGAUUUUUGGAUGCUUGGCGAUGACGAAAUUUACAAAUGCAAACCUGUCUUCUUGUCAGGAGAGCUCCAAAGGCCAUUUGAGUACCACAGGGUACUCCUGACUGGGCAUGGAGAGACGGAAGUAACAAAGCGAAAGUUUGUUCCAUUCCUCAACUCCCACAGCAACAAGUUUGGGCAGAACGGUGUUGGGCGUGCUUACUUCAAGGACCUGCGCUGGUUUUUCACUUUGGAGGGCACCUACCCACCGCUUCUUCGACAUCAGCCACCUAAAGUUAAUGCACUCAACCGACCAAACCUCGACAAACUAAGGCGGCGGCCUGAGUGUGAUAAUCAGCCAAACCUUGACAUACGAAGGUGGCGGCCUGAAUGUGAUAACCGACGAAACCUUGAUAAACCAUGGAGGCGGCCUGAGUGUGAUAAUGGAGCAGUGAAACAAACGCAGGCACCUGGAAAAGCUGACGCUUCCUCUUGGUGGCGUGUUGACAUGCCCCAGCCGAUUGCUAAGGUGACCAAUGGUACUGCUUGGAAUGGUACAACCUGUCUCCGUGUUUUAACGAAGGAAAUAUUUGAUCAAGGUUGCAAGCUUAUGGCAUCUGGAGUGAAUGGAAUUGAUUUGAGAGAUGGUAUCUGCAUGGCAGUUGAUGAUGUCAUGAGAAACCUGAAGAACAUGGCCCGAAUGAUAAACACUUUCCAGGAAAUAGCACAGGUGGGUACUAUAUCAGCUGAUGGGGAGAAAGAACUUGGCGAGCUCAUUGCAAAUGCUAUUGUGAUGGUUGAUAAGGAGGAAAUUAUCACCAUUGUGGAUGGUAGCACUCGAUGCAGCGAGCUUCAAGUUGUGAAAUGCAUAAAGCUUGAGAGAGGCUACUUCACUCAACACUUUAUUACCAACCAAAAGUACAAAACAUGUGAACUAGAUGAUCCCUUAAUCUUCAUACAUGAUAAGAUGGUAUCCAAUGUUCAAGCCAUCAAAGUGUUGGAAUUUGCUAUCACGGAAGGAAGGCCUCUGCUUAUUCUUGCAGAAGAUGUAGAUGCUGAAGCAAUAAAAACUAUGGUCGCUGAAAAAUAUAUUAAAGGCAUGAAGGUCUGCGCGGUCAAAGUUCCUGGUCAUGGAGAGAACAUGGAACUCAAUUUACUUGCUAUCGUUACAGGCGGGCAAGUCUUUACUGAAGAAAAUGGAAUGAACCUUUUGCCUCACACACUUGGCACUUGUAAGAAGGUCAUAGUAUCUGAGGAUGACUGCACAAUCUUUGGUGGAGCCGCCGAUGAUAAUACCAUCGAGAACAGAACUAAGCAGCUGGGAUCUGCAACUGAGAAAAGCACGGGAUUGGCAGAAAUGUAUUGUCGUGCUGCUAUUAUGAAGAUUGGUGGAAUGGAUAAGCUGGAGAUUGGUGAGAAGAAAGACAGAGCGAUACAUGCACUAAAUGCAACGAAAGCUGCAGUUGAGGAGGGCAUUGUACCAGGUGAUGGUGUUGCCCUGGUUUAUGCGGCAAAAGACCUGGAUAAGCUGGACACUGCAAAUGUUGGCCAAAAGAGCGGUGUUCAGAUUAUUCAAAAUGUCUUGAAGAUACCAUUUCACACCAAUGCUUCAAGUGCUGGUCAUGAUGGUGAUGACAUUCUUAGCAAGAUCUUAGAGCAGAACAAUACUGGCCUGGCAUAUGAUGCUGCCAAAGGUGAAUAUGCCGAUAUGCUGGAGGCCGGUUCCAUUGAGCCACUUAAAGUGAUCAGAACAGCCCUGAUGGAUGUCCAACGAGAGUCAUGUCAAAUGUUAACUGACACAGAUGGCCACUUGAGCCCGAAGGAAAGAACGCAGAACAAGCAAUUUGCGGUGCCAUGAGCAGGACGUUUUUAACCUGCUUUAACUCUGAUUACUAAGUUUACAUUUAGGUUUGAACAUCUUAUAAUUUGGAACGGAGGGGGUACUU
Triticum dicoccoides is the source of this 2413-nucleotide messenger RNA. Its product is annotated as chaperonin CPN60-1, mitochondrial-like. The coding region runs from base 1 to 2325 and encodes 774 amino acids. Gene Ontology annotation, biological process: protein refolding. NCBI's taxonomy places the organism in Eukaryota, Viridiplantae, Streptophyta, Magnoliopsida, Poales, Poaceae. The record is from RefSeq and is a predicted model, not a curated record. The transcript is spliced from 16 exons. Gene Ontology annotation, molecular function: ATP binding; ATP-dependent protein folding chaperone.